AUGAAUAUAGAAAUUCCAAUUGAUGUUCCAGCAGAAAUACAAGAACAAGUUGUUGAAAAAUUAGAAGAAAAAGGUGUGAAAAAGCGCCUUGAAAGAAAAGUUCAGCUUGGAAUCAACAUUGCUAUUCAAGAAUUAGAAUCUAACCAAACACAAGACAGUGUUUUAAUGCGUAAAAGUACAAUCAGGGAAGCUAAAUCAGAAAAUGAAGCACUACAUAGAAUUUACAAAUAUUUGCAAAACAAAGGUCUCUUAUAUACGUAUCAAUGCAUGAAAGAAGAGGUUGCAUCUUCUAAAAAACGUUCAUACACAAAUAGUAGUAUGAGAAAAUGA
Messenger RNA from Trichomonas vaginalis G3, 330 nucleotides. RefSeq lists its product as uncharacterized. NCBI's taxonomy places the organism in Eukaryota, Parabasalia, Trichomonadida, Trichomonadidae. Bases 1 to 330 code for a protein of 109 amino acids. The transcript has a single exon. The record is from RefSeq and is a predicted model, not a curated record.